This is a messenger RNA of Colletotrichum chrysophilum, 1377 nucleotides long. RefSeq lists its product as uncharacterized. The transcript has a single exon. Gene Ontology annotation, molecular function: acyltransferase activity, transferring groups other than amino-acyl groups. Lineage: Eukaryota; Fungi; Ascomycota; Sordariomycetes; Glomerellales; Glomerellaceae. The record is from RefSeq and is a predicted model, not a curated record. Bases 1 to 1377 code for a protein of 458 amino acids. Gene Ontology annotation, cellular component: membrane. Gene Ontology annotation, biological process: polysaccharide biosynthetic process.
AUGGAGAGGAUACGCUGGCUCGACGGCGUUCGCGCCAUCGCCGCCGUCUCGGUCUCCUACAACCACUACAUCAUGGGCGAAUUCACCGCGCCCUACAACUCCUUCUGGGCCUCACCCUCCUCCGAGAACCGCUGGCUCUUCCAGCUCCCGAUCCUGCGCCUCCCGUUCGCGGUGCACUCCAUGGUACCGCUCUUCUUCAUCAUCGGCGGCUACGCCAUGGCGCACAGCGUGCUCGCGCGCAGCAGCGGCGGCGACGGCGCCUUCUCGCGGUACUUCCAGCUGACCCUCGUGCGGCGCUGGCUGCGGCUGUACCUGCCCAUCAUCCCCAUCACCGUGCUGGCGAACGCGGCGUACUUUGUCGGCGUCACGACGCGGCCGUUUGCGGAGCAUGUGACGCGCGGUCUGAAGCCGUGGACGGCGCCGAUGCAGCAUGCGAGGCUGCUGGUGGAUUACUUGGUUGAUAUCGCGGAGCCGAUGAAUCUGGCGUGGCAUGAGGGGUUCAACAAUCAGCUGUGGACGAUCCCGGUGACGUUUCGCGGGUCGUGUGUGUUGUACCUGACGCUGCUUGGGUGCUCGUUGUGGAAGACGCAGCAUAAGCUUGUGGGUAUGAUUGGGCUUGCGGGGUAUUUCAUCUAUCAUGGGUACUGGGAUCUGUUCUGCUUUCUUGGCGGCGCGUGGCUGGCGGAGAUUGGUGCGCUCAUACAGGCGAGGCAUGAGUGGUCCGUCAUUGGGUCGCCAGUCUUGUUCCCGCGAAGGGCUACGGCAAGCAGAGCCAGGCUUGUUGGCCUGGCGAAGACUAUUCUUCUGCUUGGAGGUCUGUAUCUCAUGUGCUUCGAGGGCGACGAAGGGACCGGGGUGGCUCACGUCGGCUACCAGUGGCUGGCAUCUAUCCGAUCGAGACGCUGGGCAGAGUCCGGUCGCAACACAUUCUCUGUUGUCAGGUCCUGCUAUCAGUCUUUGGGCGGCUUGAUGGUCAUCUCGGUCAUCGCAACCUCCCCAUCCGUGGCGAGGCGGCUCGAAGCCCCAGUGUUGCAGUAUCUGGGCAAGAUCUCGUUCUCGUGGUACCUCAUGCAUCAGUUGCCGCCCAUUAUCCUGAAGGGUCCCCUGAGGGACUUCUUUUGGAGACUGCUGAGGCCGCAGGAUCCUGUCCAUCUGAUAAUACCUGAAGCUUUACAGUACCCUUGGACACUUCUCUUCUCAUGGACGGCGACGGCGAGCAUCAUAUUCACCUUGACCUGGGUAUGCGCUGAUUUGUACUUCCGUCAUGUGGAGGAGAAGAGCGGUGCGGUGUCAAAGCGGGUUGAGAGCUGGGUGAACGCGCCCGAGGACAGGGAUACGGAAGCCAAUACUGCUGUUCCGAUCAUCAAGAGGCCAUAG